This is a messenger RNA of Acomys russatus (golden spiny mouse), 1519 nucleotides long. RefSeq names its product THUMP domain containing 1 (gene Thumpd1). The record is from RefSeq and is a predicted model, not a curated record. Bases 52 to 1107 code for a protein of 351 amino acids. NCBI's taxonomy places the organism in Eukaryota, Metazoa, Chordata, Mammalia, Rodentia, Muridae. Gene Ontology annotation, molecular function: RNA binding. The transcript has 4 exons. Gene Ontology annotation, biological process: tRNA modification.
GCCCCGCGUCUGCGCAGACGAAGACGCCAAGGAACGUGGAGCCCAGGGACCAUGGCGGCCCCUGCCCAGCAGUCCCCUCAGCCAGUCAGUGGAAAGCGCAAAGGGAAGGCCCAGUUCCUGCCGGCCAAGCGGGCCCGGCGCUGUGAUGCAGGCGGGCCGCGGCAGCUGGAACCCGGCCUGCAGGGCAUCCUCAUCACCUGCAACAUGAACGAGCGCAAGUGCGUGGAGGAGGCCUACAGCCUGCUCAACGAGUACGGCGACGACAUGUACGGGCCCGAAAAGUUUAUAGACAAGGACCAGCAGCUAUCUGGAAGUGAGGGAGAUGAUGAUGAUGUGGAGGCUGCCUUGAAGAAAGAAGUUGGUGACAUUAAGGCUUCUACACAGAUGAGGCUGAGAAGAUUCCAGUCAAUGGAGAGUGGAGCAAAUAAUGUGGUCUUCAUCAGGACACUUGGGAUAGAACCUGAGAAAUUAGUGCAUCAUAUUCUCCAGGAUAUGUACAAAACCAAGAAAAAGAAGACACGAGUUAUUCUGCGAAUGUUGCCCAUCUCGGGCACAUGCAAAGCUUUCUUAGAAGAUAUGAAAAAAUAUGCAGAAACAUUUUUGGAACCCUGGUUUAAAGCCCCAAACAAGGGGACAUUUCAGAUUGUAUACAAAUCUCGUAAUAACAGCCACAUGAAUAGAGAAGAAGUUAUCAAAGAGUUGGCAGGAAUAGUCGGCAGCCUCAACUCAGAAAACAAAGUGGAUCUCACGAACCCAGAAUACACAGUGGUAGUAGAAAUCAUCAAAGCUGUGUGUUGCUUGAGUGUGGUGAAAGAUUAUGUGCUGUUCAGAAAGUACAACCUCCAAGAGGUAGUGAAGAGUGCAAAAGACUCACAGCCUCAGCCUAAGCUGGGAAAUGGGGAAGAAGCAAAAUUGGAGCCUGCUGGCAAGUUAAGUCAUAGUGAUCCCUGUGAAGAGAAAAAUAAUCAGCAGGCGGCACCAGAGAGUAGUGAGGAGCUGGAACAGACAGAACCAAGGUCUGAAGCCCAAGCUAACCCUGAGGGAGACGCUAAACCUGAAAGUCAAGUGUCAGAAGGACCCACGUCAAAAGACAGUGAACUUUCAUAGGUCAUUCUGUGGGGGAGGUGGGUCUCAGCUGGGGUCACAAGUAAAAUUGUGAUAAUAUAUUUUGACUUUUUGUGUGCUGCUCAGUGCUGGUCACAGUCCCUGUUGACAGUUUUGUUAGAGCCCUUCCAGGCCUGUGUGUCAGUAUGUUCAGACCAUGUGCAGUUUCCUAAGGGAAGGCGGUAGGAGGAUGCCCUAGGCCUCUGCCUCCUGAUUACUUUGGCUAGCUUCCUCUUAAGCACUGCCAACUGAUGUGACCUGAACAACAUCUGAGUGGGAAAUCAACAGGACGUUCUCAUUCCGAGGAAGGUAUGUAGCUAUCCCUGCUGUUUCAUUGUACGCAUAGAGAGUGGGACUGGGAAUUGUAUGGGAGUCACUUUGCGCAUGGCUUUGUUGUUUCUGUGUUUUUCUUGUU